CAGCCCCUCGCCCCUACCCCUCACCAUCGAGGAGGACCGGGAGUUCACCUACCCCUCUGACGUGCUCAUCCCUCACCCGGGCCUCAUGCCUGGGGCCUACUUUGACCUGCCCCGCAUCCGCCUGCCUCCAGGCAUCAUGAGCCGGCUAAGAGAGGUGUCCGGCAGGGCGCGGCCACAGUUCCGUCCCAGCAUCAAGUAAGAAGGGGUGAUGAUAUAUACGGCAGGAAUGCACAACUGCCAUUCUAAUUCUAUUUUAACCAGUCAUUACUGCCUAUCCUCACCCACUUUCUCUCUGACUUGCCCUUGUCAGGGAGGUGAUCAGGCCAGACGUUAUGGAGGAGGUCAUAGUGUCCUGUGUGAUAAAGCACCUGACGCUGGUGGAUGCUCUCCAGUCACUUGUCAACUUCCAGUACCGUGAGGAGCACGCUGAGGAGUACGACCUGCUCUGUAAGAUCAUGGCCGAGACUUUCAAGAAGAUCAACGCCAUGGAGCGCCAGCUGCAGGUACAUAAGUGGCUAGUAUAGCCUGCUUUUCCCUCUCAAAGUGUGUAUGUGUAUAACCUUGUCUGUUGCCCUCCCUCAGAGUGUAGCAGAGCUGGAGCAGAAGUGGCAGAAUGAGGUGGAGGAAGCUCAGCAGGGAAAGCUGGAGAACAAUGCUCCUUUCUUCCAUGACUAUCACUUCUUUGAGGUACGCAUCCCUUUACCUCUAAUUCUCCACAGAUUCUCAUAAAGUUGUGCACUGUUCAGCAAAUAUCAUUUGUUUUUGUUUCUCCAGAACAAAAUGAAGGAACUUGAAUUGCUUUGUUCACUGAAGGAGGUCCCACUGGACUGGAGUGAUUUGGAAAACGUUGUCCUCACACUGAGGUAAGACAUUGGAGAAGAGCGAAGUGACGAUACAGAUGUUAGACUGCUGAGGUAACAUCUACAUUGCUUAGAUGACAUAUCUUCCUCCAAUGUUGUCUUCUGGUUUAUCAUCUGCAUUUGUCCACAGGGAGAAGUUCUUCCAGGAGGUGAACUCCAUCCACCUGAAGAGUGCUGUGCCGCUGGCCAAAACCAAAGCCCUGGUGAAGAGCCUGAUGAACCGCACAGAGCUGCUGCUUCACGUCACCAUCGCUCCUCACUGCAGGAGCCUGACCACCACGCCUGCUGGCACGCCAGGUACCCCUCAGCUUACACCUCCUUACAUUACACCUCCACAUCCUACACCCCCUAGCCUACACCUCCACAGCCUACACCCCCUAGCCUACACCUCCACAGCCUGCACCCCCUAGCCUACACCUCCACAGCCUGCCUACACCUCCACAGCCUACACCCCCUAGCCUACACCUCCACAGCCUGCACCCCCUAGCCUACACCUCCACAGCCUGCACCCCCUAGCCUACACCUCCACAGCCUACACCCCCUAGCCUACACCUCCACAGCCUGCACCCCCUAGCCUACACCUCCACAGCCUGCACCCCCUAGCCUACACCUCCACAGCCUACAACUCCCUAGCUUACACCUGCUUCUCUAUAGCCCUCUCCUGAUUUACUUUGACUGCCUGCAUGUAGUAUGAUAAAAUAGAGGUAACCGAUUCUGGUUUUUUGUUGUUGUGUGGCAGCUUGUAAGUCUGUGUCAGACACUAAGACGGUAGUCCCCGGGGUGAAGCAGCCAGUCUUCCUGCGCAGCAUGUCUGCACCCUCUGACCUGGAGAUGAUCACCAACCAGGACCUGGAGUUCCCUCACAGCAGCCAAAGGUUCACUGUCCACUGAAAUCUCUUUGAUACAGAGAAAGUGGAUUACAAGCAUAACUACACUAAGUUGAUGAUGAAUGGAGAGAGUACUCACCCCUCUACUUUGUUCUCCUCUACUAUAGGAGGCGACACCACCCCACCAGUCACCGCAGCAGCUCCUUCACACUGCUGCAGUCUCUAGCCAUGGAGGACAUCCGGGACAAGCCAACGUACAGUGUGCUGCUGGGACAGCUCUUUGCGUUCAUAGGGACCAUGCCCGACCAGUCUGUAAGUCCAGUCCUCCGCCACAGUCACUGCACAUUGAAUUCUGUGUUUUUGGUGCCAAACAAUUAGAGAAGUUGAGUCUAUUCAUAUUUUACCCUAGUUCUGCCUCCUACAGGUGUCCAGCAGCAGUUUCCUGUCUGCGGCUCAGACACGGUGGAGGCGGGGCAGCACGAGGAAACAGGCCCUGGUUCACAUGAGGGAGCUGCUCACUGCUGCAGUCAGGGUGGGCGGGGUCACUCACCUGGUGGGCCCUGUUACCAUGGUGCUGCAGGGAGGGCCCAGGUAAGGGAUGGACACAAAGUUUCCUUUCACAAUAUAACAAUGCAAUUGAAUUAUAUUUAACACUAAACAAUAACUUGACAGAUAUGAAUGAAUAUAUAUAUAUAUACAUUAAAGAUGGAAAAGGAAUCAAACGUUAUGUUUUUCACCCACAACCCCCCCCCCCCCCCCCCCACAACAACUAUUACAACAACAAAAAAGGAAAAACUAAACACAAAACAAAAGACCCUACCCCUACCAGUCAUUUAUGUAUGUAUGUAGUCUAUCAAGUCAUUUGCAUAUUGUAUUCUCUUUUUAUCUUUACAUUUUACAUUUUAGUCAUUUAGCAGACGCUCUUAUCCAGAGUGCAAAAAUGUUCAUACAUUUUAUCUCUGAGAGAAAAUGUCCCCAGAUGUCAGAAAAGCUAUCGAAUAUACCAUUAAUUUUAUAAGGCAAUCUUUCAUACGAAGUUUUUGCCAGGGCUAUGUACCAUUCCUUAUAUAAGGGAGGGUCCUUCUCCCUCCGGUGUCUCAAAAUGACUAUUUUGGCUGUGGUUAAAGCAACUGUUAGCCAGUUUAAACAUGAGCUUCUCAGUCUAUCAAAAUCCUUAGUGAUAUUCAGUAAUAGCAAAGCAGGUAUUGUGGUACUCUGAGUAUCCCCAAUCUUUUCCAUUACCCUCUUUGCAGAUCUUCUCCAAGUCAUUAAGGUUUCAAGGCUGACGUUUGGCAACUCGAACCUUCAGCUCCCUCCACAGAUUUUCUAUGGGAUUAAGGUCUGGAGACUGGCUAGGCCAAUGUGCUUCUUCUUGAGCCACUCCUUUGUUGCCUUGGCCGUGUGUUUUGGGUCAUUGUCAUGCUGGAAUACCCAUCCACGACCCAUUUUCAAUGCCCUGGCUGAGGGAAGGAGGUUCUCACCCAAGAUUUGACGGUACAUGGCACCGUCCAUCGUCCCUUUGAUGCGGUGAAGUUGUCUUGUCCCCUUAGCAGAAAAAAACCCCCAAAGCAUAAUGUUUCCACCUCCAUGUUUGACGUGGGGAUGGUGUUCUUGGGGUCAUAGGCAGCAUUCCUCCUCCUCCAAACACGGCGAGUUGAGUUGAUGCCAAAGAGCUCGAUUUUGGUCUCAUCUGACCACAACACUUUCACCCAGUUCUCCUCUGAAUCAUUCAGAUGUUCAUUGGCAAACUUCAGACGGGCCUGUAUAUGUGCUUUCUUGAGCAGGGAGACCUUGCGGGCGCUGCAGGAUUUCAGUCCUUCACGGCGUAGUGUGUUACCAAUUGUUUUCUUGGUGACUAUGGUUCCAGCUGCCUUGAGAUCAUUGACAAGAUCCUCCCGUGUAGUUAUGGGCUGAUUCCUCACCGUUCUCAUGAUCAUUGCAACUCCACGAGGUGAGAUCUUGCAUGGAGCCCCACGCCGAGGGAGAUUGAAAUUUUGUGUUUCUUCCAUUUGUGAAUAAUCGCACCAACUGUUGUCACCUUCUAACCAAGCUGCUUGGCGAUGGUCUUGUAGCCCAUUCCAGCCUUGUGUAGGUCUACAAUCUUGUCCCUGACAUCCUUGGAGAGCUCUUUGGUCUUGGCCAUGUUGAAGAGUUUGGAAUCUGAUUGAUUGAUUGCUUCUGUGGACAGGUGUCUUUUAUACAGGUAACAAGCUGAGAUUAGGAGCACUCCCUAAUCUCAGCUCAUUACCUGUAUAAAAGACACCUGGGAGCCAGAAAUCUUUCUGGUUGAGAGGGGGUCAAAUACUUAUUUCCCUCAUUAAAAUGCAAAUCAAUUUAUAACAUUUUUGACAUGCGUUUUUCUGGAUUUUUUGGUUGUUAUUCUGUCUCUCACUGUUCAAAUAAACCUACCAUUAAAAUUAUAGACUGAUCAUUUCUUUGUCAGUGGGCAAACGUACAAAAUCAGCAGGGGAUCAAAUACUUUUUCUCUCUCACUGUAUAUACACAUACAUACAUACAUACAGUGCAUUCGGAAAGUAUUCAGACCCCUUGACUUUUUCCCCAUUUUGUUACGUUACAGCCUUAUUCUUCAUUGGAUUAAAUAAAUAAUUUUACUAAUCAAUCUACACACAAUACCCCAUAAUUACAAAGUGAUAAACGGUUUUUAUAAAGUUUGAAAAUGUAUAAAAAAUUAUAACCAUAAAUACCUUAUUUAUAAACAUAUUCUGACCCUUUGCUAUGAGACUCGGAAUUGAGCUCCGGUGCAUCCUGUUAACAUUGAUUAUCCUUGAUGUUUCUACAACUUGAUUGGAUUCCACCUGUGGUAAAUUCAAUUGAUUGGACAUGAUUUGGAAAGGCACACACCUGUCUGCGAAAGUAUUCACCCCCCCCCCCCCCCCCCCCUUGGCAUUUUUCCUAUUUUGUUGCCUUACAUCUUGGAAUUAAAAUUGAUUUUUUAGGGGUUUGUAUCAUUUGAUUUACACAACAUACCUACCACUUUGAAGAUGCAUAAUAUUUUUUCUUGUAAAACAAACAAGAAAUAAGACAAAAAAAACAGAAAACCCUUCCCCAACAUCUUAGACUCUAAAGAAUGCAUUAGAAUCAGAUUGGACCGGGCUUGUCUCAUAUGGAGGAGCAUCUGUUGUACUAUUUUGUUCCAUUCCUCCUCUCCAAAUUUUACCUCCAAGUCUUUUUCCCUAUACGGUUGAUAUAGACACCCAAUGUUCUUAAUCCCCUUUCUAUACCAAUCUUUCCAGGAAACCAUGUGCCCUCCUAUUUUCAAUUUAGGGUUAUUCCAUAAUGAAGCAGAGAUUGUCAAGAAAGGUGAAGAUUUCUUUCUCUUACGAAUAUGACUCCAUAUAUUUUUUGUAUGGGACAUUCUGCAGUCCCACCUUUUGUUCACUCAUAUAAUCUGAUGUUCCAAAUGGGGCAUUAAAUUCUUCCAUGUCCACCCAAAUUGGCCUAUUAGAGUUCUCAAUAAAGAGAGUCUAUAUGGGCAGUUAUAAAGGCUUCUUGAUAUAUCUUCAUGUUAGGGAGCUUUAUUCCUCACUUCUCAGUCUUUGCCUGUAAUCUCGCUAGAUUCAUCCUGGCCGUUUUACCGGCCCAAAUAAACGGAGUAAUCAUUUUGCCUAUGGUACAGACAGGUAUGGACAGUGGUAACAUGCUGAUGACGUAAUUCAGUUUAAGAGCCAUGAGAUUUGUAUCUUAUCCCAGUUCUUAAACUGGAGUUGAAUUUUGUUCAAUACUGGGUCAAGGUUUUCAGAAAUCAUGUUUUCUAGACCAGGAUUUAAAGCGAUCCCCAGGUACUUCAAGUUUUUAGGGACCCAUUGAAACCUCCAGUUGAGGAAGUCAUUUCUCAGACAAUGUUUUGAUAGGGGCAUUACCUCGGUAUAGAUAUCUCUGAAAAUGCAUUUACUAGGUCCAGUAAAGGCGAUAUGGAGAGUUGGGGGUCUGACAUUAAUAGUAAUAUGUUGUCUGCAUAAAGCAGUAGUUUAUUCUCCCAACCUCCCAUAGUAACCCCUUUUAUUGACUGAUGCAGCUUAAUGGCUUCGGCUAAUGGUUCUAGUGCUAUAAUAAAUGGAGGUGAGAGACUGUUACCUUCGUGCCUCGCCCUACUGUAAAUGGAGAUUAUUGUAAUCUGUUAGUGACUACUAUGAAUUUGGGGUUGUUGUACAUACGUUUAAAAAUAUUCUGAGAGCCCUGUCCAAAUCCAAAUGUAUUUAGUGUAUAAUGCAGGAGAAAUUACAUUUUAUAAAUGUAUGUGUAUCUGUGUCCUCUGUGCAGGAUUGAGGAGCUGACCUGUGGGGGAAUGGUGGAGAAGGUGCAGGAGGCCUUUGGGGAGACCAUGACGUCUGUAGUGUCACUAUGUGCCCGCUUCCCCAUCGCUUGUUCUAACAGUAUUGGCAUGCUCUGCACCAUCCCCUAUACUAGGCAAGACAAUUAUUCUCUAUCUUCUGAAAUCCUCAUGAUACUCUUAGAUAACUGCUUUGUUUGUUAUCAGGAACAAACGACUCACCUCAUUCUCCUGGCACACAAAAAUGCCUGACUUCCCAGAAUUGCCAUCCUCUAAACCCCCACACGUCUGCCCAUGUGUUCCUGUAGGAGUGAGGAGCAGUGCCUGGUGCGCAGUGGUCUGGUCCAGCUGAUGGACCGCCUGUGCAGCCUGAGUGGCCAGAGGGACUGCAGCUCCAAUGAGAAGCAGACCAAGAAGCAGAAGGUGGCCACCAUGGCCUGGGCUGCCUUCCAGGUGCUUGCCAACCGCUGCAUCGAGUGGGAGAAGGUGGAAGGUAUGCAAGAUAAGUUAUUCCCCCCAAAAAAAUGAGAAUAAUUUUCAGUCAGACGUUUCAAAUGUCUUGAUACUGCGCUGUGCCUUUUACAGUUGAAGUCGGAAGUUUACAACCACUCCACAAAUUUCUUGUUAACAAACUAGUUUUGGCAAGUCGGUUAGGACAUCUACUUUGUGCAUGACACAAGUAAUCUUUCCAACAAUUGUUUACAGACAGAUUAUUUCACUUAUAAUUCACUGUAUCAGAAUUCUGUGGGUCAGAAGUUUACAUACACUAAGUUGACUGUGCCUUUAAACAGCUUGGAAAUCUCCAGAAAAUGGCUUUAGAAGCUUCUGAUAGGCUAAUUGACAUCAUUUGAGUCAAUUGGAGGUGUACCUGUGGAUGUAUUUCAAGGUCUACCUUCAAAGUCAGUGCCUCUUUGCUUGACAUCAUGGGAUAAUCAAAAGAAAUCAGCCAAGACUUCAGAAUUUUUUUUUUAGACCUCUGGGUCAUCCUUGGGAGCAAUUUCUAAACGCCUGAAGGUACCACGUUCAUCUGUACAAACAAUAGUACGCAAGUAUAAACACCAUGGGACCACGCAGCCGUCAUAGCGCUCAGGAAGGAGACGCGUUCUGUCUCCUAGAGAUGAACGUACUGCGAAAAGUGCAAAUCAAUCUCAGAACAACAGCAAAGGACCUUGUGAAGAUGCUGGAGGAAACCGGUACAAAAGUAUCUAUAUCCACAGUAAAACGAGUCCUGUAUCGACAUAACCUGAAAGGCUGCUCAGCAAGGAAGAAGCCACUGCUCCAAAACCGCCAUAAAAAAGCCAGACUACGGUUUGCAACUGCACAUGGGGACAAAGAUCGUACUUUUUGGAGAAAUGUCCUCUGGUCUGAUGAAACAAAAAUGGAACUGUUUGGCCAUAAUGAACAUUGUUAUGUUUGGAGUAAAAAUGGUGAGGCUUGCAAGCCGAAGAACACCAUCCCAACCGUGAAGCACUGGGGUGGCAGCAUCAUGCUGUGGGGGUGCUUUGCGGCAGGAGGGACUGGUGCACUUCACAAAAUAGAUGGCAUCAUGAGGAAGGAAAAUUAUGUGGAUAUAUUGAAGCAACAUCUCAAGACAUCAGUCAGGAAGUUAAAGCUUGGUCGCAAAUGGGUCUUCCAAAUGGACAAUGACCCCAAGCAUACUUCCAAAGUUGUGGCAAAAUGGCUUAAGGACAACAAAGUCAAGGUAUUGGAGUGGCCAUCACAAAGCCCUGACCUCAAUCCUAUAGAACAUUUGUGGGCAGAACUGAAAAAGCAUGUGCAAGCAAGGAGGCCUACAAACCUGACUCAGUUACACCAGCUCUGUCAGGAGGAAUGGGCCAAAAUUCACCCAACUUAUUGUGGGAAGCUUGUGGAAGGCUACCCAAAACGUUUCACCCAAGUUAAACAAUUGAAAGGCAAUGCCACCAAAUACUAAUUGAGUGUAUGUAAACUUCUGACCCACUGGGAAUGUGAUGAAAGAAAUAAAAGCUGAAAUAAAUAAUUCUCUCUACUAUUAUUCUGACAUUUCACAUUCUUAAAAUAAAGUGGUGAUCCUAACUGACCUAAGACAGGGAAUAUUUACUAGGAUUAAAUGUCAGGAAUUGUGAAAAACUGAGUUGAAAUGUAUUUGGGUUGAAAAGGUGUAUGUAAACUUCCGACUUCAACUGUAGCUAAAGAGGAAGGUUUUGAAAGGCUGUCUUCAUGUCUUCAGGGUCUACUAACAAAGUGAGGACAAAACGCAGAAGAAUAGUUGGAGGUAAAAGUUAGGCAAGCUUGGCAAAAGUUGAGUUAGGCAAAUAAUUCAGAAACCAGAGGAAAGAUGGCUAUUUUGAAGACCUUUUGAAUAUAGAUAAUCAGACUUUAGGAUGCAACCUCACAUCAGUGUUUUCUACAGAGAGUAUAGUGUGUGGUAAUUCUAACUACUACAGAAAUCCCUCUCCCCCUCUCUUAAGGUGGUUCAACAGAUGCGGUGCACUCAGGUCUGGCCCGGCAGGUGUCCAGCCUGCUGACCAACCACCUGGUCAGAGCCACAGAGUGCUGUGGGAACCAGGCAGCAGGGAACGAUGCUCUGCAGGACGUCCUCAGCCUGCUCAACGACCUAUCCAGGUAACCACUACCAAACAACAGGUCAAAUACAGAUCAACAUCAGUCCUCUUGUGUUCUGUGUUUGUUAAAUGACUGUUGUCGCCUUCUAAUUAUCUAUGAUUGUCUGGUGUUCCCCCAGGAGCCACAUAGGGAAGGCCAUCCUGAGCCAGCCAGCCUGUGUGUCCAAGCUCCUGUCCCUGCUGCUGGACCAGCGGCCGUCUCCCAAGCUGGUGCUGAUCAUCCUGCAGCUGUGCCGUGCUGCCCUACCCCUGAUGAGUGUGGAGGACUGUGGCAACGUGGCGCUGCCCUCCUGGAGCUACUCCAUCAACACCCUGGAUGCUGAGCAGCAGGACGCCACCGACCCCGCCUCGCGAAUCGCUGCCCUGCUGCUGGCCAAGCUGGCUGACUACGUAGUACCAGGUACAGUGGCUUGCGAAAGUAUUCACCCCCCUUGGCCUUUUUCCUAUUUUGUUGCCUUACAACCUGGAAUUAAAAUUGAUUUUUUGGGGGGUUUGUAUCUUUUGAUUUACACAACAUGCGUAGGCUUUGAAGAUGCAAAAUAUUUUUUAUUGUGAAACAAAAAACAGAACUUGAGCGUGCAUAACUAUUCACCCCCCCAAAGUCAAUACUUUAUAGAGCCACCUUUUGCAGCAAUUACAGCUGCAAGUCUCUUGCGGUAUGUCUCUAUAAGUUUGGCACAUCUAACCACUGGGAUUUUUGCCCAUUCUUCAAGGCAAAACUGCUCCAGCUCCUUCAAGUUGGAUGGGUUCCGCUGGUGUACAGCAAUCUUUAAGUCAUACCACAGAUUCUCAAUUGGAUUGAGGUCUGGGCUUUGACUAGGCCAUUCCAAGACAUUUAAAUGUUUCCCCUUAAACCACUCAAGUGUUGCUUUAGCAGAAUGCUUAGGGUCAUUGUCCUGCUGGAAGGUGAACCUCCGUCCCAGUCUCAAAUCUCUGGAGGACUGAAACAGGUUUCCCUCAAGAAUUUCCCUGUAUUUAGCGCCAUCCAUCAUUCCUUCAAUUCUGACCAGUUUCCCAGUCCCUGCCAAUGAAAAACAUCCCCAUAGCAUGAUGCUGCCACCACCAUGCUUCACUGUGGGGAUGGUGUUCUCGGGGUGAUGAGAGGUGUUGGGUUUGCACCAGACAUAGCGUUUCCUUUGAUGGCCAAAAAGCUCAAUUUUAGUCUCAUCUGACCAGAGUACCUUCUUCCAUAUGUUUGCGGAGUCUCCCACAUGCCUUUUGGCGAACACCAAAGUUGUUUGCUUAUUUUUUUCUUUAAGCAAUGGCUUUUUUCUGGCAGCUCUUCCGUAAAGCCCAGCUAUGUGGAGUGUACGGCUUAAAGUGGUCCUAUGGACAGAUAUUCCAAUCUCCGCUGUGGAGCUUUGCAGCUCCUUCAGGGUUAUCUUUGGUAUCUUUGUUGCCUCUCUGAUUAAUGCCCUCCUUGCCUGGUCUGUGAGUUUUGGUGGGCGGCCCUCUUUUGGCAAGUUUGUUGUGGUGCCAUAUUCUUUCAAUUUUUUAAUAUUGGAUUUAAUGGUGCUCCGUGGGAUGUUAAAAGUUUCUGAUAUUUUUUUAUAACCCAACCCUACUUUGUCCCCGACCUGUUUGGAGAGCUCCUUGGUCUUCAUGGUGCCGCUUGCUUGGUGGUGCACCUUGUUUAGUGAUGUUGCAGACUCUGGGGCCUUUCAGAACAGGUGUGUGUAUAUAUACUGAGAUCAUGUGACAGAUCAUGUGUGACUUAGAUUGUACACAGGUGGACUUUAUUUAACUAAUUAUGUGACAUCUGAAGGUAAUUGGUUGCACCAUAUCUUAUUUAGGGGCUUCAUAGCAAAGGGGGUGAAUACAUAUGCAUGCACCACUUUUCCGUUAUUUAUUUUUUUCGAAUUUUUUGAAACAAGUUAUUUUUUUCAUUUCACUUCACCAAUUUGGACUAUUUUGUGUAUGUCCAUUACAUGAAAUCCAAAUAAAAAUCAAUUUAAAUUACAGGUUGUAAUGCAACAAAAUAGGAAAAACGCCAAGGGGGAUGAAUACCUUUACAUUUACAUUUACAUUUUAGUCAUUUAGCAGACGCUCUUAUCCAGAGCGACUUACAGGAGCAAUUAGGGUUAAGUGCCUUGCUCAAGGGCACAUUAACGUCAUUUAGCAGACGCUCUUAGCCAGAGCGACUCACAAAUUGGUGCGUUCACCCUAUAGCCAGUGGGAUAACCACUUUACAAUUUGGGGGGGGGGGGUUAGAAGGAAUACUUUAUCCUAUCCCAGGUAUUCCUUAAAGAGGUGGGGUUUCAAAUGUCUCCGGAAGGUGGUGAGUGACUCCGCUGUCCUGGCGUCGUGAGGGAGCUGAGCAGUAGUACCUGAGGAUAGUGCCCUUUGCAAGGCACUGUAGGAACCUUUGGUCUCGACAUGUUGGUCAUGAGAUAUCUGGCCUCUGUUAGACUGCUGUCUCUAACACUGUGUCCCCCACCAGGCUGCCAGACCCUGCUGUCCCCCAGCUCCUCAGAGCCAGACACCAGCCUGAGCCGCUCCAGCCCCAAGGGAACCCUGAAAUCAGAUAAGGACGCUGGGGAGGAGGGCGAGGCUGUGGAUGGCAAACUGUCCAUCCUUAUCCACAAGAGGGAGGACCAGUCCUCUCACGAGGUGCUACAGCCUCUGCUCAGGUACUCAUCGUAAUACCUCCUGACACCUUUAACUUAAUGUGUGCCAAACCGUCCAUGCAGUUUCUCUGACACCUAUGCUUUUCCUCCCUGGUGGCCUGCAGCAGCUCAGAAGGCCGGCCGUUCCGCCUUGGAACUGGAGCCAACAUGGAGAAGGUGGUGAAGAUGGAUAGAGACAUGACCAAGGUCAGGCCUGUUUAACGUUCUCAUGUGGCUGCAAAUGUCAUUGGGGUGUCACCAAGUCAAAGAAGAAUAGUGAAUAAUUAAACCUAGUCAAGGCAUAUGUUCAUGAAUCAUACCAUUAAUCCUGGCUGACCCUUCCCCAUUUGUCCCUCUCAUUCACCUCACCAGAGUGGUAGCUGUGAGGUGAUCACAGAGGAGGCUGUGGCUGCCCUGAGGAAGGCCAGUAAGUGGGCCCAAUCUGGGCUGAUAGUGAGCGUGGGCCCGCCUGUGGAGGCUCUGGUCCAGGAGGCUGCUGGAGGAGUCACCACGGGGGACAAGAAGAAGACCGCUCAGACCGCUGUGUGUCGGGACAGGAACUCUGAACUGGCCAGGUCAGUCUGACACUCAAGCUGUGCAAGCAUUAGAUUAUGCAUUUUUCAUAACAGUAAUACCAGUGGAAUUGAAUCUGCGCUGAAUCUGCUGCACUAGUUCUAGUUAACCAGAGGGGAGAGUGGUUCUAACCGGUCUCCUCUCUUUCCCUCCACUGUUCAGGUCCGACCCGAUCAGGCCCUUCAUCAGUGGCCAUGUGGCCAACAGUAUGGCUGCUGAGGUCAUCGCCCUGCUGCACAGCCUGCUCACAGCACCCGAGUCCAACACCGCCCAGAUCUGGACCAGCACUGCAGAGAAGGUAAAGCACCAUCAGAAUGCAUGGGUUUUAGAGGCCGCUGCAGCCAUUCUAAGGUCUACUUGCAGAUGCUAGAGCCAUGUAAUUCUAAGAAUAUACUGUAUAUGAAGAUCAUAGUGAUAACACAUGGACUUAACGCUACUGAUGACUGUGCCAGGUGCUGUCCAGAGCACUGAUGUUCAUCCCUCAGCUGGGGAAGUAUGCCGAGAGCAUCCUGGAGAACGGAUGCAGCAGCGGCAGGAAGCUGGCUAAACUCCAGGCCAUCGGCAGGCAGGCUGUGGCGGCACUCUGCGCCCUUGGAGGCUUCAAGGAGACCAUCAAGAUUGGCUCAGAGGUCCAGGUGGGUUAGGAGAGGAGCACAAGUUGAUAGAUCCAUUAGAUGACUUAGCAACACAUGUUGUACCUGGCUCUGUGGUGAAAUUAACAUGCUGGGUACCUGCAACACUAUACCAGGCCAACAGUGCUGUGGGCAGAAAGACUAAUAGCAGUGAAUGGUCUGCCAGUGCAUGUUUCUCAUCAUGGUCCCUCUGUUCCCUCAGGUGGUGGGUAAAGGAGUGCUGGGCAGCGUGGGUGUGGUCAUGUCCAUCAACGAGCAGGAGGGCAUUGCCACGGUGAAGUUCCCUUCCUGCGAGUUUAGGAAGGCCUGCAAGGCCUCAGACAUCCUGACGGUGCCCAUCUCCCGCCUUUGCACUCCCCGCUCUGAGGUAAGAGCAGGGAGGGUUAGAGAAGUCAGACACACAUGUAACUUGACUGAAAAUGAUGAAAGUGCUUUAAUGUUCGCAAGUAGACUCAUUUUAUAUUCUCUUCUCAUCCUUGUCCCUCACCCCUUCCCCUCUCUCUCCCAGGCGCUGCCCCUCUACAAGCUGUCCAUCACAGAGAAGGUGGUGCAGGCAGUACAGUCCAUGCUUCUGCCACAGGAGGGCAGUCUGUCCAUCCACACCUCCCUCCCCGCCUCAGGAGAUGGCUCCAGUCCUGUCAUGGCCGCUGUCCGCCUGCUGGCUGAAAUCAGGACCAGGUAAAUCACUACUGAGGACAUUAUCUUGGUCAAAACUUUUUGCUGCUCCGACAAGUGUGUCUCUGCACUAGGGCUGUGGCGGUCAUGACAUUUUAAGUGCCUGUCUCAAGCUAAUUGACCGGCAAUUAACAUAUAAACACAUUUAGCAUCUCCAGGCCUCCACGCAUACAAGCAGCAUACAAGCCGCUGAUGGCACCUUUGGAACAUCUUCAUUUAAAAAAGUAUAAUAAGUCAAUUUAAUAUACACCAUCGCAAUAAAUCCAUUAUUUAUUUUAGGUAGAUCUAAAGAAACAUUAUGAUAUGAAGAAAGAACAGAAUAUAACUGUAUGUUCUCUGACUUUGCACCAUGCUGUAUGCUUGUUCAUUUAGUAGACAAGAUAUGCCUAUAAGUCCUGUGCCAUUAUUUAAUAUUAUAUUAUUUUAUAGUAAGAACAAUAUAAUUGAACAUAAAGGAUAUUUUUCCCAUUCCGGAGCGAGUGCGCAUUUGAAGUGGCUAUGUUGAGCGUAAAAGUUAUAAUUUGAAACAGGUCCUGUGCACUAGAUUUAGAGUUAUUUGUCAACUUUAGUUGUGAAUGAUACAAACCUUAGAAUGUCUCAGGCUGCACAUGCUGUUCUCUCAUCAAGUGAUCAUAUUUUCACCCAUCAGACUAUUCUCAAUUAAUUAUUGUCUUUACUAAUAUGUCAAAUCAGUUUAGAUUUAGAAUGGCCCUUUAUCAAAUGGGCAGGAACAGGGGAAAAAAGACAUGUCAUCUGUAUGCACUCCAAUAGCGAAUGGAGGCCUCUUUCCCGCCUGGUUGUUUUUAUACCAUGCCGGCUACUCCAUCAUAGGCUACUCCGAUUAUUUCACUCCAUGCAUCAACCACUGUUUGAGGAGCAUGCAGCCUCUCUCUGCACGACAGGUGAUAUUCCACCCAAACUCUGUAUGCCAUGGGCUCUCCAACCCUGUUCCUGCAGCUACCCAGUGCUUAAUUUGGGAAACCAAGUGAAAUCUGUUUGGGAACAUCGAUAGUAACAUGUUUUCACAAUGAAACAUAUUUCAUUACUGUUGACAGCCCCUCUCUCUGCAUGCUCGAGAAAGGAAUGAAGGAGUGAGGGGUGGAGAUGGAAAUGCACGGUGGUGAGAUUCUGUAGCUAAACAUUAUGUGUCAGCCUAUUAAUUAUGAAAAUAUAAAAAAUGCCUUAUUACAUGGCUAUUCAAAUACAAAUUCACUAUAAUUGUAGGCCAACUCUGUAAGCCGCCCUGCACAAUCAAUGAACCAACAGCAUCGCCUAGGCCUAUAUGUUCUCUCCCAGACUCAUGGAUAGAACAUUUUGGAGCGUAGCAUAAAGUCCAUCCAGUAUGCAUAAUAAUACAGUCCACACUCAAAGGCGAUUACUAUCUUAAAUCAUUCUUUUUUUUUGAUUUCCUUGAGAUAUAUAUAUAUAUAUACACACACAGUGGGGAGAACAAGUAUUUGAUACACUGCCGAUUUUGCAGGUUUUCCUACUUACAAAGCAUGUAGACGUCUGUAAUUUUUAUCAUCGGUACACUUCAACUGUGAGAGACGGAAUCUAAAACAAAAAUCCAGAAAAUCACAUUGUAUGAUUUUUAAGUCAUUAAUUUGCAUUUUAUUGCAUGACAUAAGUAUUUGAUACAUCAGAAAAACAGAAGUUAAUAUUUGGUACAGAAACCUUUGUUUGCAAUUACAGAGAUCAUAUGUUUCCUGUAGGUCUUGACCAGGUUUGCACACACUUCAGCAGGGAUUUUGGCCCACUCCUCCAUACAGACCUUCUCCAGAUCCUUCAGGUUUCGGGGCUGUCGCUGGGCAAUACGGACUCUCAGCUCCCUCCAAAGAUGUUCUAUUGGGUUCAGGUCUGGAGACUGGCUAGGCCACUCCAGGACCUUGAGAUGCUUCUUACGGAGCCACUCCUUAGUUGCCCUGGCUGUGUGUUUCUGGUCGUUGUCAUGCUGGAAGACCCAGCCACGACCCAUCUUCAAUGCUCUUACUGAGGGAAGGAGGUUGUUGGCCAAGAUCUCGCGAUACAUGGCCCCAUCCAUCCUCCCCUCAAUACGGUGCAGUCAUCCUGUCCCCUUUGCAGAAAAGCAUCCCCAAAGAAUGAUGUUUCCACCUCCAUGCUUCACGGUUGGGAUGGUGUUCUUGGGGUUGUACUCAUCCUUCUUCUUCCUCCAAACACGGCGAGUGGAGUUUAGACCAAAAAGCUCUAUUUUUGUCUCAUCAGACCACAUGACCUUCUCCCAUUCCUCCUCUGGAUCAUCCAGAUGGUCAUUGGCAAACUUCAGACAGGCCUGGACAUGCGCUGGCUUGAGCAGGGGGACCUUGCGUGCGCUGCAGGAUUUUAAUCCAUGACGGCGUAGUGUGUUACUAAUGGUUUUCUUUGAGACUGUGGUCCCAGCUCUCUUCAGGUCAUUGACCAGGUCCUGCCGUGUAGUUCUGGGCUGAUCCCUCACCUUCCUCAUGAUCAUUGAUGCCCCACGAGGUGAGAUCUUGCAUGGAGCCCCAGACCGAGGGUGAUUGACCGUCAUCUUGAACUUCUUCCAUUUUCUAAUAAUUGCGCCAACAGUUGUUGCCUUCUCACCAAGCUGCUUGCCUAUUGUCCUGUAGCCCAUCCCAGCCUUGUGCAGGUCUACACAUUUAUCCCUGAUGUCCUUACACAGCUUUCUGGUCUUGGCCAUUGUGGAGAGGUUGGAGUCUGUUUGAUUGAGUGUGUGGACAGGUGUCUUUUUUAUACAGGUAACGAGUUCAAACAGGUGCAGUUAAUACAGGUAAUGAGUGGAGAACAGGAGGGCUUCUUAAUGAAAAACUAACAGGUCUGUGAGAGCCGGAAUUCUUACUGGUUGGUAGGUGAUCAAAUACUUAUGUCAUGCAAUAAAAUGCAAAUUAAUUACUUAAAAAUCAUACAAUGUGAUUUUCUAGAUUUUUGUUUUAGAUUCCAUCUCUCACAGUUGAAGUGUACCUAUGAUAAAAAUGACAGACCUCUACAUGCUUUGUAAGUAGGAAAACCUGCAAAAUCGGCAGUGUAUCAAAUACUUGUUCUCCCCACUGUACAUACAUACAUACACAGUGGGGAGAACAAGUAUUUGAUACACUGCCGAUUUUGCAGGUUUUCCUACUUACAAAGCAUGGUUGGUAGGUGAUCAAAUACUUAUGUCAUGCAAUAAAAUGCAAAUUAAUGACUUAAAAAUCAUAAUGUGAUUUUCUGGAUUUUCUCUCACAGUUGAAGUGUACCUAUGAUAAAAAUUACAGACCUCUACAUGCUUUGUAAGUAGGAAAACCUGCAAAAUCGGCAGUGUUCAAAUACUUGUUCUCCCCACUGUAUAUAUAUAUACAGCUCUGGAAAAAAUUAAGAGACCACUGCAAAUAUUUCUUAAAUCAGCAUCUCUACAUGUAUGACUUCCAUUCCAGUGUCUGUUUAAUUCCAACACAGGCACACCUCAUUCUACUGAAUUAAGUACUGAUUAGGUGAUCACCUGAACCAAAUCUUAUUUAACGAGGAAAAGUAUAAAAACCACUGCUGUGGUCAUCACUAUCCUCUUGCAAUAGGACCAGCUGGAUGGCAGAAACAGUGCUAAUAGUACCUCAAAAGUAAUAUUAAUCAAAAAAUAACUAUGGAACAUUCGAAUGUCACUCAACAACCGUAGGAUGACAUCAAGUGACCUACAAAAAGAAUGGCAAACGGCAGCUGGAGUGAAGUGCAUGGCGAGGACGGUUCGAAACAGGCUCCUAGGGGCAGGGCUGAAGUCGUGCAAAGCUAGAAAAAAGCCCUUCAUCAAUGAGAAGCUAGGCUGAGGUUUGCAAAAGACCAUAAGGAUUGGACCGUAGAGGACUGGAGUAAGGUCAUCUUCUCUAAUGAGUACAAUUUUCAGCUUUGCCCAACACCUGGUCGUCUAACGGUUAGCCGGAGACCUGGAGAGGCCUACAAGCCACAGUGUCUCGCACCCACUGUGAAAUUUGGUGGAGGAUCGUGAUGAUCUGGGGGUGCUUCAGCAAGGCUGGAAUCCGGCAGAUUUGAAUCAAGCCACGUACAAGGUUGUCCUGGAAGAAAACUUGCUUCCUUUUGCUCUGACAUUGUUCCCCAACUCUGAGGAUUGGUUUUUCCAGCAGGACAAUGCGCCAUGCCACACAGCCAGGUCAAUCAAGGUGUGGAUGGAGGACCACCAGAUCAAGACCCUGUCAUAUUUGGAAUUUGGGAGAAAUGUUGUCAGUAGUUUGUAGAAUAUUUUUUUUUAAACACACAUACCUAUAAAUAGUAAAACCAGAGAAACUGAUAAUUUUUCAGUGGUCUCUUAAUUUUUUCCAGAGCUGUAUAUAUAUGUGUGUCCUAGCCCGAAAACCCCCCUGAAUUGAAUUAAAGAUUGGCCUAUGCGUAUGCAUAUUAUGCAAAUUGGGUUUUUGAAGUAAUCAUCAACUUAAAAAGCACUAUCAAUUUAGUUGUUAGGCAUUGAAACAACAUCCAAAAUGAUGGUCAGGGGAGUACCAGGCCAUUAGCGACCUGAUGGUCGUUUGCAAGUUGGGUAGGCUACUAACAACGCAUGUCCUGAGUGCAUAAGAGGAGAUUACCGUGACUCAACGGUCACGUGGAAUUUUACUGCGGUCAUUACUCAUGACUGCCGGUGUGGCGGUAAUACGGUCACCUCAACAGCCCUACUCUGCACCUGUAUGUCAUAUAUUUGUUUUGCUUAGUUAAUAUUGGGGUUUAAAUGUGUGUGUUCCAGGGCAUGUCUGGUAAUGGCCCAACUCCUGGAGGACAGCUCCUUCUGUGAGGAGUUCAUUCAGCAUUGUCCUGCUGCUGUGGAGGUGCUCAACCUAGUGGCCCAGGAGUGCAGUCCUGGUGAGUGACCGCCCACUCUCCCCAGUAGCAUAGUGCUCAAUGACGACACACAACUUUUGCAAUGCACCAUGACUUUACUGUGAUUGUGUGGAAGGAAGUAUUGCUCUGUAUGGCUGCUGUGUGUGUAACUGUGCUUCUGUGUCGUGCAGGGGAGCGUCUCGGCAUGGUUGAGGCACAGUGUGAGCGAGUGAGGAUGCUGUACCGAGACUGCGCUCGCCCACCACCCCCUCCCCUCCAGACAGACAGGCGCCAGGUGGGUGUCGCUGUACCAUCUCUACUAUUGAUCUACUGAGAUCUACUGAUUUAAUAAUGGACAUUAAACCAUAUUAGGAAUUUUUGAGAGAUGAAGGAAUUCCGAUUUAGAUUUGUAGGGCCUGUCUCCUAACUCUCUCUGCUCCACUCCAUAUCUUUCCCUAGCCCAAGGAGAUUACAUGGUGUCCAUCCAGGGUGUACCCUCCUGUGCGUGCCUGCAUGUUCUCAUCCCGUCUCACCUCCGUCACCUUCCUGGCCGACCCCAGUGCUGGAGGAGGCCUGCCCAGGGGAACCUUCAUCUAUGCCACCUCACCUGUACCUGUUCAGGUGGGCACCGCUAUACUUACUGGAUGUCUUGGGAAUGGCACUGGGUUUUAUAUGAAUGAAAAUUCAGUUUUGCGUGCUUGUGAAGCAGGCUGACUAAUUUGGAAUCUUAAAAUGUCUCUCCCUCUUUUUCCUGUAGGCUCCUUCCUUUUACUGGGAGAUAGAGAUUGCCUCCUAUGGAGACUCGGAAGAUGACAGUGGUCCUAUUGCGUCUUUCGGCUUUGCCACAGAAGCAGAGAAGAGAGACGGAGCGUGGACCAACCCUGUUGGCACCUGCCUCUUUCAUAAGUAUGUGUUGAUAUGGAUUUUACAGCUGUAGUCUCUGAGGUUUCCCGCUGCCCUGUCUCUGACUGAGUGCUGACCUUUCUCUCUUUCUUUCCUUUCUGUUUCAUCCUACCCCUGUCUCUGUCUCUGUGUUUCACCCUUUCAGUAAUGGUAGGGCUGUGCACUAUAAUGGCUCCAGUCUGCUGCAGUGGAAGAGUGUGAGGCUGGACGUGGCCCUACUUCCUGGUGAGAUAGGAAACAAUCCUUUUAUCUAGUUUCGUAAUAUCACCUGCCUCCUAUUUUUCCCAUCAUUCAUUUUACUUUUUUGCUUAUGCCAACCAAUGUGUAUUGCAUAUUUAUCAGAUAUUGGUAAAACAUCUGAUUUUGUAUCUUGGAUGGUGACAAUUCUCUUCCUGCCUAUAGGGGAUGUUGCGGGCAUUGGCUGGGAGCGCUCCGAGGGCACCCCUCCACCCCCUGGCCAGGCCCCUAAAGGGCGGGUCUACUUCACCUACUGUGGCCAGCGCCUCAACCCCUUCCUGGAGGACGUAGCAGGGGGCAUGUGGCCUCUGGUGCACAUUCAGAAGAAGGUUGGCCUUUAUGCCAGGACAUGUAAAGCAAGAUGAAAAGUCCCAUGAAUGCAGCUUAUGUUUGUAAUGGUGUGUUUUUUGUAUUUUGUUUAGAACACAAAGAUUCGUGCCAACUUCGGUUGCCGGGCUUUUGCGUACGCAGAGGGCCAAGCACACCGCAACGCUGCUGACCUCUGUGUCGACCUGGCAGAAGAAAUCAGUGCUAACUUUGAGGCCCUCCCCUUCGCCAUGGCAUCUGACAGCGACAAUGAUGCAGGUGCUAGUGUGGCAUCUGACUCUGGCUCCCACGGACCCCCCUGUCGGAUCGCCGCGGUAGCAGUUGCCCAGCAACGUAUGUUCCUAUCACCUUCCCCCUUCCUGCACCAAACGCAUGUGUCUUAGUUUAAACCUUUGACCUGGUUUGGUGUGCCAGUGCCUGAUGUUCUGGUCCCAUCCGGUCACUUAACCUAAAAUAUAUUGUUUUACUGUUUGCUGUUUGGUCAACCCCACUACAGCUAACCCUCACCCUCCUCACUGUCUGGUCUGUGUAUGUGUGUGCGUCCCAGUUGGUAGCGUUUGUAAGAACUGGCUUUGUUGUUUGUCCUCCCCUGUCGGGACAGAGUACAACAGUGACUCCUCAUGCCACUACAAGGUGGAGCUGAGCUACGAGAACCUGGUCACCUCAGGGCCUGGUGCACACCCCCCGCCUAUUGCUGAUGACGAGAGUGAUGACGAGAGUGAUGACGAUGUCCCAAGGGUGAGUUGAAAGUCUUGCUGAGAAGAGCCUACAAAUACCACAUUUACUUAUCUUUUUUGUAUCCAGAUUUUUCAGUGGGCAUGAAUGUACUGCUGCCCCCUCCACCCCCCCACCCCCUCCUCAGGAGGACCACUAUGCCCUGCUGGUGAAGGCCUGGGAGACAAAGGUGUUCCCCACCAUCCGCCGACGCUUUCGCAACGAGGCAGAGAGGAAGUCUGGUCUGGACCAGAUCAAGGGAGCACUGCAGCUGGGUGAGGAUUUGGAUUCAAAAUUGAUUCAUCUACACACAAUACCCCAUAAUGACAUAUAGUGAAAACAUGUUUUUAGAAAUGUUAGCAAAUUUAUUGAAAAUGAAAUACAGAAAUAUCUCAUUUUCAUAAGUAUUCACACCCGUGAGUCAAUACAUGUUAGAAUCACCUUUGGCAGUGAUUAUAGCCAGAGUCUUUCUGGAUAAGUCUCUAAGAGCUUUGCACACCUGGAUUGUACAAUAUUUGCCCAUUAUUCUUUUAAAAAUUAUUCAAGCUCUGUCAAGUUGGUUGUUGAUUAUUGCUAGACAGACAUUUUCAAGUCUUGCUAUAGAUUUGAAUUUUUUGUCAAAACUGUAACUAGGCCACUCAGGAACAUUCAAUGUUGUCUUGGUAAGCAACUCCAGUGUAUAUUUGGUCUUGUGUUUUAGGUGAUUGUCCUGCUGAAAGGUGAAUUUGUCUCCCAGUGUCUGUCUUUGCAAGGCAUUGGAAAACCUCCCUGGUUUUUGUGGUUGAAUCUGUGUCUGAAAUUCACUGCUCAACUGAGGGACCUUACAGAUAAUUGUAUGUGUGGGGUACAGAGAUAAGUCAUUCAAAAAUCAUGUUAAACACUUAUUGCACACAGAAUGAGUCCAUGCAACUUAUUAUGUGACUUGUAAGCACAUUUUUACUACUUAACUUAUUUAGGCUUGCCAUAACAAAGGGGUUGAAUACUUAUUGACUCAAGACAUUUCAGCUUUUUCAUUUUGUAUUAAUUUGUAAAAAAUUCUAAAAACAUUAUUCCCCUCUGACAUUGUGGAGUAUUGUGUGUAGGCGAGGAAGACAAUAAAUUCAGGCUGUAAAACAACAAAAUGUGGAAAAAGUCAUGGGGUAUGAAUACUUUCUGAAGGCACUGGAUGUUCAGUUCCUCGUCUGUGCGCGUCUCUGCUCUCGAGCCACUUGGGACACUCACUCACUGAAAACUAGGUGGUAAAAGAGGUGGUAAACCCUGUAGCUCCGUUUUAAAGAGCAACUCCCUAUUGACUCUACUGUUUGACCUUUUAAAACAAAGUGAAAUAUGUUUUUUGACGUUUGUUCUUUUGUGGUGUUUUUAUUGUAUAUGUUUUGCAGGCAUGGUUGACAUAGCCCGGCAGACAGUGGAGUUCCUGUAUGAAGAGAACGGGGGUAUCCCCAGGGACCUCUACCUCCCCACCAUCGAGGACAUCAAGGAUGAGGCCAACAAGUUCACCAUCGACAAAGUCCGCAAAGGUCCCCUGCACCUGCACCCAACACCAUGCUAGAGGCCUCGGUUAUUGAACCGUUUCCGUUUUUUUCUGGAUCAAAAAGGGGCUUAGGUGGUGGGCGUGGUCGACGCGGCUGAAUUUUAGAAAACAUUCUAGAGGCCCUCAUCUUGGAGGUGUAGAGUAAUGUUUACAUUUUUAAGCCAAUUUCCUGCAGUUCUACACAUUUCUCCAUGGAGCUUAGAGAAAAUGUGGCAGUUUUAACACUGCAAUUCUAUGCAUUUUGCAUUGGCUAAUGCAGUGUUAUUUUGCUCAAAUGUAAUAACAAAAUCAAUACUUCUAAGUUUCUUGUUUUUGGAAUUUUCAGUUUUCCCUUAUUGUCUAGCUUUUAUGUUAGUGAUUGCUAGUUCUCAAAGAUUAUAAAAAUAUAUAUAUAGGUCCAUUAUCUUUUCUAUAUAAUUUAUAUCUGGUUUAAGUUUACACUGAAAUAGUUUUUCCAUCCAGAAAUUGUAUUUAAAAAAACAAUUUGCACUGUUUUGACUUAGGCGACCUGAAAGAAUGCUUAGGCGGCCCGCCCAAGGAUUUCAAUGGCAGAAAAAUCCCUGCAUUUAUGUCACAUCAACUUUGACCCUUACUUUAAAUACGUUAGUAAACACAGGAGUUUUCCCGAUAGCUGGUUUAAACAUUAACAGAGCACUAUUUUAUUUUUAGCAUUUUUGUAAUAUAGAUGCAUAAACAUUAUCAUUAUGAACACUGAUAUGCUGUAGUGUUACCAGGCUUUGUCCUUACAUAUGUGUCCUCUUCUCAGGUUUGACGGUGGUCAUCCGCUGUCCAGACAGCAACAACACCACAGGCGGAACAGCCCUGCCCAAGUUUGCCAUCCGAGGCAUGUUGAAAACAUUCGGCCUGCACGGAGUGGUUCUGGACGUGGACUCUGUGAGUGUAGAACACCUAACUUCACACUGCAUAGAAACAAAGCGGUUAGAAGUUGAGCUUUGUCUCUUUUGACAGUGUGUCAAUGGUCUCUCUCACUCAUUACUGUGUGUGUAUGUCCAGGUGAAUGAGCUGGUUCAGGUAGAGACGUACCUGCGCAGUGAGGGGGUGCUGGUGAGAUACUGGUAUCCCAUUGAGAUGCUGGAGCGUCCCCCUGCUGGAUCCCGCCGUACUGCUGCCAAUGGCCUUGUCAAUCUAGACAGCAGUAACAUCCAGAUCCACAGGUAACACACAGACACUAACACUUACACUCCAACACACACGUACACACAUUCUGAAAUAACACAUGGCUAAGAACUGUAAAUCAUCCUCCGUGGCCUGCUGUGUUUCAGGGAGCUUCUGCGCUGUGAGAGUGCCCUGGCUAGGCUCUACUGCCGCAUGGCUCUACUUAACAUCUUUGCCCCCAAGAGCCCCCACACCUUCACCCGCCUCUUCCAUAUCCCAGCCAUUCGAGACAUCACCCUGGAACACCUGCAGCUGCUGUCCAAUCAACUUCUGGCUCCGCCUCUGCCUGGUAAGUGGACUUUCUCUAGAUGAGAUGAUAAUCCAUAGAAAAUAAUGGGUUAAAUAGAAUAAAGUUAGAACAAUUAAUGGAAUAAGAAGGUCUACACUGAAAUAUAUGUUUAAGUGUAUGGAGUGAUUUGGAGGAGCUCUUUCCAUGAUCUAUGUGCUGUGUUGUUCUCUUUGUCCUGCAGAUGGCACCAUCAGCUCCAGCUCCAUCCUGCUGGCCCAGUCUCUACUCCACAACCUGCAGGGCCAGAGCUGCUCUCCCACAGACCUGUUCUACCAGGGCAAUGCACAGCCCAUCAGGGAGUGGCUCACCGUGGCCAUCACCCGUGCCCUGCAUCAGGGGGAGGAGAGCCUGCUGGAGCUCACCAAGCAGAUCUGCUGCUUCCUACAGGUUAGCUCUGGAUUAACUAAUGACCCGAGUCUGUGGCUCAAUGUAUAUUUCCCCAGGGACGAAGAUCUUUUGCUUUUAACAUAGUUAAUCUUGAUUUCCCUUGUUCCGUUAUGUAGAAUGCACCAGAGCAGUUCAUCUCAGAGGACUUCCCGGUAUCAGAAUCAAAGGUCAGCAUGGAUGUCAACUUCCCGGGUGCUGCCUUCGUGAUCGUCUCCUGCAAAGAGAGCCAACUAGGCUGCCGCAAAGAGUGAGCUAAUUUAACACAAUUACCUUUAUCUAAGUUAAACCCAUUAACUUUGAUGACCCUAGAUGUCUUGCAGUUGAGGUUAGUGACCCAUUGUCUACCUCUCUCUCUUUCCCUCUCCCCCCCACUAGCUCCUCCCUGUACAAAGCCCCAUGGGCGCGGGUCAUGGUUUAUGGCCUGGGUCACAAGGUGCGCAGGAACGGCCAGCUCAACCUGAUGGAGGCGGUGUGCUACCCUCUGGAUGCCUCGCCCUCCAACACAGGCCUCACCCCCCCUCCCACCACCAACCAGUACCCCACUGUCAUCAUCCCCACUGACAAAGUGCACAUCAAACUGGGUGAGUGCUUGAUCUCCCCUAGUCCUGACUUACAGUAAUAGCUUCUUUCAGCAUGUGUAUGUUCUAAAUAGGCACAAUUAUCGUAUAAUCGUGUUACCGACAAUAACCGUGAACAAAAAUAAUAAUAAUAAUGUCUUAAUACAUUAAUUUUAGGAAAAGGGGGAUUCAACUUCAUAUUCAAGUAGAUAUUGUUUACCCAAUAGCAGUUUGACAUUUUUACAUGAAGUGGGUAAAGUUGGUAAUAAUUUACGAGCAGAACAGCACAGUUGGGAGGAGAAGCUUCAUUUCCAAAAGUUGCAAGAGGUCAAAACUAUUUGUUUUUUAAACCGGGGUGUCACCAAAACUGUGUUGUAUUCAUUAGGUAUGUCGUAGCUAAUUUUCAAAGAUGUAUUACAAGCUAACAAUUAUGACAAUAACCGUGGCCAUUUCAAUGACAAUUACCGGUAAUCACUACCCAAAAUUCCAUAAUCGUCACAGCCCUGGUUCUAAUUGUUUCUUUCUGUUUAACAUGAUUAACAUGUAUUUAUAAUAGCUUGUGUAUGUUUCACUGUCUCUCUCUCUCUCUCUCUCUCUCUCUCUCGCUCUCUCUCUCUCACAGGGGUGUCGCCCCCUCCUGGUGCGGUGCUAGUGCUGCACUCCCUGCCGCUGGAGUUCCCCCUGGCCAUGGCGUUUGCUGAGCAGCUGCUGACGUGGGAGCUAGGUGGGAGCAGUGAGCGCUCUGAGGAGGAGCUGGACACUGUGCCCUCAUCUGUGCUGCUGCAGGUAGUGGAGCUGCUGGGUAGGUGCUACACUUCCAUAAAAUCUAUUAUCUUUGAAAUGUCUGCAUCCAUGGCCAUUAGGUGUCCAACAUGUCUGAACAUUAUUUCCAUAACCCUCAGUCCCUUGUUGUGACUAAUAUUGCAUCCUGUUUUGUGCUUGACAACAAGUUGGUCUCCAUUUUUAAAUAGUUUAUUUUACCCCUCUCUCCCUGUCUGUGGUGUUCUAGGUGGCUUGUUAUGGACCACAGAUCUGGCCCCCUGCAUCAAGGAACUCUCCUUCCACCUGCUCGCUGAGCUCUUCCGUAAGAUCCACCACCUGGAGCAGCGGAAGAGCCCUGCAGGCCUGUCCAGCUCCAUCGCCCUGCUGCUCAACCCCUGCCUGGCUGUGCUCAUGGCCCUGCAGACGGAGCUCCGCAAGCUGUACGACCGGGAGACCCAGGGCUGGGUGGCUGCAGGGGCCGGAGCAGGGGGCUCCUCUGGCGGUGGUGGCCUGGCUCUGGGGGCCGAGCAGAGCAGAUUCUCCACCUACUUUCACGCCCUGAUGGAGGUGUGCCUGGCUGUAGCUGAGGUCACGCUCCCCCACAAUGUGGGGUGCUCAGGAGUGGGAGCUCUGUCCUCAACCAGUGCCCCUAACCUCAGCGACUCCUCCUCAUCCUCCUCCUCCUCCCCAGGCCAGACCCCCCAGAGCCCCAGCCUGCUCUCCAAGCGUAAGAAGGUGAAGAUGAAGAGGGAGCGUGCGGCAGCAGCAGUGGCGGCAGCCUCAGGGAAGAGGGGUUCUGCUGGAGGGGCUCGUCUAUCAGAGAGCGACAGUGCCCUGCUCAACAUGGCUGGUAGUAAACCUGAGGACAUGCUGUGGUUCCACCGUGGCCUCACCCUGCUCAUGAUCCUGCGUCACCUGGCCAACAAGGACCCCCAGGGGCUGAGUGUUACAAAUGAUGCUGUGACUGACGCCUGCCAGGCCCUGGUGGGACCUACCGCUCACAGCCGCCUGCUGGUGCUCUCUGGCAUCCCCACCCACCUGGAGGAGGCUGUGGUGCGCAGCGCCAUCCGCAGGGCCUGCAACGCCCACGGGGGGCUCUUCAAGGAUGAGAUCUUCAUCCCCCUGCAGGAGGACGACCCAAAAAAGUCCAAGGCAGGAGCCGGGGUGUCCACCCCUCUGGAUGGCAAAGCAGCCCCCGAGCCUGAGCGUCCCUUCCCCAGCAACGGGAGCAACGAGAGCCCAGACAGCUCCAGCAGUGUGACUCCAGCCAUGAGUGUCUCAGCCUCUGCCUCCACGAGCCAGACCUCCAUCUGCAGCUCCUCUCAGGGGGGCGUGUCCCGCACCGCCAGUGAACUCUCUGUGGACCAGGAUCUGCUGGCUGCCCCACCUCUCACCCCCGCGGCUGCAGCCUCUGCCAUCCCCUCCCCACAGCAGGGCCCACUUGAUCCCCACACGGUGUCCAGCCAGGAGAGCCUAGAUAUCUCCCUGUGCAGCACGGGGAGCCUGGGCAGUCUGGGCAGCCUCGGGGAGCCUUUGGACAGCGCAGAAACAGCCUCUGUUUCAGACGGGGGCUCCAUGUACACGGUCACCUCUCUGGACAGCAAUGCCAUCUUGGCCCGGCCCAUUAAGGGCUAUGCUGUCAUAGAGGUGGGUCGCGUACAUGAAAACGUAAUAUAUUGUUGAUUGUUUUUUUGUUUGAGCUUUGAUGGAGACAUACUUGCAUGUCCUUCCUCUGUUGUGCAUAUGCUCAAUCUAGGUUCGCGCCCGGGCCAAAGUAGAGAAGAUCCGCGCUAGCCUCUUCAACAGCAGUGAUUUGAUUGGCUUAUCCAGCCUGGAGGGUGAGGAGGAGCUGAUGGAGAUGACUAAUGAGGAGAUCCUCACAGCCUCCAGUGUCAACCAAAGCCUGUUUGACACACAGGGUAGCUCCGCCCUCGAGGACUACUUCCUGGACAAGUCUCUCAGAGGUUGGUAGUAGUAUACUCUCUACCUAGGUUUAACCACCUGUACUCUACCAAUACUGAUAAAGGGGUCAUAAUCUUUUCUCCUCCUAUGUUCCCAGGGGACAAGUUGGUGCCAAGUGCGCGAGAUGUGCUGACGGACAUUUAUAAGAGUUGUGUCCACUCAGAGCAGAUGCUGAGCCUCACGCCAGCCAAGCCUGUCAAAGUGUCAGACAUCUACCUGAGCAAGGAGCAGAUCAACUCCCAGACUCCUGGAAACCUCCUCCACGUCUUCUUCACUCACAUACGGCCGCCUAAGAAGGUGCUGGAGGAGCAACUGACGCAGGUUGGUACACCACCCAUGAGAGUGCUUGAACACACAACUUUUAAUAUAGAUAUUAUAUGCUUAAUUGAGCCUGCUUCAUCCACAUGAUUACACACACAGGCACACACACUCACAUAUAUAUGCAUCUGCAACCAUGUUUGUCUGAGCAUUGUUAUAUGUUCUACAGAUUCUGCGUAAAUAUGGCACCCCCAAGCCUAACAAGAACAAAUACAGUAAGGCGGUUAAGGAACAGCACGCAUGCAAGGUGGUGAGCACCAAGAGACCCAUCACCAAACCACCAACCAAGGAGAGGUCUGUGCUCAACAGUGUCAGGUGAGUUUUGGCCCUCACCACACACACAAUGCCACCCUGAAAGCCAUUUUCCUAAAUAGUUUCCACCCACACUUGAAAUUAGAGGCUUGGUAAUUGCAGAAAGUAAUGGGUUUCAAAAUUAUACUCCCCCCUAAGAUCCUUUUCUCAACGCUUCCCACGCUCAAAUGUGUUACUUAAAUAGCGAGUCUUUUCAAAUUAACUUCUCAUAUUUAGAAACACAGAAUUGCAAUAAAAACUCUACCCUGUGGUUUCUUCAUCCACUUAUAGAAGGAAAAUGGAGAGUGAUUAAAGUUGGCUUAUUAUGCAUAAUCAUCAUAUCAAGACUCAUUCAGUAUGCUGCCAUGUCAUCCAUGACAUGUGUCAGUACUCAUUAAGACAGACAUUUUCCGUUGGCCCCUGUCCCUGACUUCUUUCCAUGUCUAUCAGGACUGCAUUGAGUGAGAAGAAGAGUGUACUGAAGCCCAAGUCCCCUGAGAAAUCCAGGCCUGAUGAGAAAGAAACAGAGAAAUCUCCUGCCAAGAAGCCUGAAGGUACUGACCACCCUGUACCCUCUCAUGUUACCUAUCUCUCACUGGAGUUGAUUAAGAUUUCCCUCAAGUUAGAAUUUAGAUGACUGUAAAUUAAUGUAUUUAUAUAUGUAUAAUCUCCUCCCUCACCCUUCUCCGACAUAGUCCCAGAGGAGAAGUAUCUGACUCUGGAGGGCUUCCAUAAGUUUGCUGUGGACCGGGCCAAGCAGGACAUCCGUAGCGUGUGGAGGGCCAUUCUGGCCUGUGGUUACGACCUCCACUUUGAAAGGUGAGCUUGGUGACACACCACCUAGGUCACAUUCUAAGCAGAGUGGGGAACGGAAAACGCAUGACUGGAGCAGGUUGUACACUUUCAGAGCAUGGAACACACUGUGACUGUUACGUCAACACAUCACAUGAUGUACUCGUAAGAAGAAUUUUUUUUGAAUCAUCUGAAUCACACACUAUACUGCACUGUGCAGUGUGUAAUCAGAGAAAGUCAGCUGGUGUAAGAUUAAGCCAUAUUAUGUAUGAAGAGGAUCUGUUCAUAUCUAGUGGCUGUUCCCCUUCUCUUCUGUUUCCAGGUGUACCUGUAUAGACACGCGUCACGCCCAGAAGGCUUGUAGGAGGUGGAGUCUGGAGAUGGACGUAGCAUUGGUUCAGUACAUCAACAGGCUGUGUGGUCACCUGGCUAUCACACCUGCCAGGCUGCACCCCCACGAGGCCUACCUGGAGCCCAGUGACAUUGCUGACCCACGCGUGGCCUGUCUCCUCAGUAUGUGACCUACUCACUGACAGACCACGUCAUCAGUUUACACACACAAGCUAUUUUUACAUGUUUGUAUGGUAUUGAACGUCAGUAAACGUGAUUGUGAGCGUUUGUUUACAUGUACAUGGUUAGUGGGUGGGUAUGUGUGUUGCUGUGUUCACAUUUCCCUUCUCUCUGAUGUGUGUGUGCGUGUAGAUGUGCCUGUGGAGAGCCUGCGUCUACGCUUUGCUCUACUGCAGUCUCUCAACAACUCCCUGGAGAGUUUCUUCCUGCCGCUGGUGGAGCUGAGACAAACACACACCUACCAGAACAGCAUCGCAGCGCUGCUCUGUAGGGCCAAAGGUGACACACACACACACACACACAAUAAUAACAUCUCAGCACAGCUCUAUCAGGUCAAAGGCACACAGCAAUAGUGCGCUGUAUGUGGGUCAUUUAAGGAAUGGUGUUGUAUCAGGACAUUGACCUAUUGGUACAUCUUUAAUACGUUUUACAUUGUGACUAGCUCUGGGGGUGUAUGUGGGGCAUAUGAACUAGAGGUCUUCAUGGGUCAAAAAAGUUGGACACGUUCCGAAAUGGAUCCGUAGCUUUCGUACCCGACCCGAUAUGCGUAAAUACAUUCUUUAAUUUUUUCGGAGAACCGUUCCAAAUGGACCCGAGGACGGUCAGACCCGUUCCGAAAAGGACCGUAGAAAACAGACCCAUGCUGGUUCGGAUGCGAGAGACCCGUUCAGAUCCAAGAGUAGAAAAAGGGAGAGAAAGAAACCUCCAACUGGGCGCUGCCAGCGCCAUCAAUAAACAACAAUAUUGGCCAAAAGAUCCACAGUUAAUUGUCCUUAAACUGCCUAUAACAAAUUAAAAAUAUAUAUAUUUGUUGUUUCGAUGUGUGCCAUAUUAAAAACUUUAUAGUGUUAUUGUUUUUUACUUUCCUAAAACGAUAAUUGUCUACCUCACGGUUCAGCUGUCGGAGAUUUGACCGCUAAAUGCAUCAGGGCAUUGCAUUUGUUAUAGGUGUUGACUAUAUGAUAUUCAUAUUUUUUAAAAAUGAUGUUAACCCUCUAGUGUCUAAGCCCUGUCUAAGCCGGGGGAGGGGUUCUAAGAUAACAUGGAAUUGUUUUAAGAUGGUCAUACCAAGGAUUAUUUAGCUAUUUAAUUUAGAAUUUAAAGACCCCUUAAGGUAUAUAUACAGCGGGGAGAACAAGUAUUUGAUACAAUGCCGAUUUUGCAGGUUUUCCUACUUACAAAGCAUGUAGAGGUCUGUAAUUUUUAUCAUAUGUACACUUCAACUGUGAGAGACGGAAUCUAAAACAAAAAUCCAGAAAAUCACAUUUGAUCACCUACCAACCAGUAAGAAUCCGUCUCUCACAGACCUGUUAGUUUUUCUUUAAGAAGCCCUCCUGUUCUCCACUCAUUACCUGUAUUAACUGCACCUGUUUGAACUGCACCUGUUUGAACUCGUUACCUGUAUAAAAGACACCUGUCCACACACUCAAUCAAACAGACUCCAACCUCUCCACAAUGGCUAAGACCAGAGAGCUGUGUAAGGACAUCAGGGAUAAAAUUGUAGACCUGCACAAGGCUGGGAUGGACUACAGGACAAUCGGCAAGCAGCUUGGUGAGAAGGCAACAACUGUUGGCGCAAUUAUUAGAAAAUGGAAGAAGUUCAAGAUGACGGUCAAUCCACUCGGUCUGGGGCUCCAUGCAAGAUCUCACCUCGUGGGGCAUCAAUGAUCAUGAGGAAGGUGAGGGAUCAGCCCAGAACUACACGGCAGGACCUGGUCAAUUACCUGAAGAGAGCUGGGACCACAGUCUCAAAGAAAACCAUUAGUAACACACUACGCCGUCAUGGAUUAAAAUCCUGCAGCGCACGCAAGGUCCCCCUGCUCAAGCCAGCGCAUGUCCAGGCCCGUCUGAAGUUUGCCAAUGACCAUCUGGAUGAUCCAGAGGAGGAAUGGGAGAAGGUCAUGUGGUCUGAUGAGACAAAAAUAGAGCUUUUUGGUCUAAACUCCACUUGCCGUGUUUGGAGGAAGAAGAAGGAUGAGUACAACCCCAAGAACACCAUCCCAACCGUGAAGCAUGGAGGUGGAAACCUCAUUCUUUGGGGAUGCUUUUCUGCAAAGGGGACAGGACGACUGCACCGUAUUGAGGGGAGGAUGGAUGGGGCCAUGUAUCACGAGAUCUUGGCCAACAACCUCCUUCCCUCAGUAAGAGCAUUGAAGAUGGGUCGUUGCUGGGUCUUCCAGCAUGACAACGACCCGAAACACACAGCCAGGGCAACUAAGGAGUGGCUCCGUAAGAAGCAUCUUAAGGUCCUGGAGUGGCCUAGCCAGUCUCCAGAUCUGAACCCAAUAGAACAUCUUUGGAGGGAGCUGAAAGUCCGUAUUGCCCAGCGACAGCCCCGAAACCUGAAGGAUCUGGAGAAGGUCUGUAUGGAGGAGUGGGCCAAAAUCCCUGCUGCAGUGUGUGCAAACCUGGUCAAGACCUACAGGAAACGUAUGAUCUCUGUAAUUGCAAACAAAGGUUUCUGUACCAAAUAUUAAGUUCUGCUUUUCUGAUGUAUCAAAUACUUAUGUCAUGCAAUAAAAUGCAAAUUAAUUACUUAAAAAUCAUAAUGUGAUUUUCUGGAUUUUCUCUCACAGUUGAAGUGUACCUAUGAUAAGAAUUACAGACCUCUACAUGCUUUGUAAGUAGGAAAACCUGCAAAAUCGGCAGUGUAUCAAAUACUUGUUCUCCCCACUGUAUAUAUUUUUAAAAGCAACAAAUUGUUGGAUGAAUUUGGCGUUACUGCUAUUAGCCAAUAUAAACGCAUUGAAUAACAGAUGCACUCAAUAGAUAGUCCCCUAAAAAAUCUAAAGGAAGUUUGUUCUGAAGUGUCUGUCAUAAAUCUGAGAGAUAUAAGCAGAUCAGGAAACAUUUUUUUUUUAUAUAUUUUUUUUAUGUAUUUAUCCCUAUAUUUUAGGCACUAAACUAUCUCCAUAUAUACUUCCAUGCAUUUUUUAAACUGGUACUGGGGACCUUCAGACGAGUCUUGUGAGGCUUGUGGGCGUCCUUGAGCAAAACGGAGAACACCAUCAUGUUCGUGAGAGUCUUUCAAUAGAGUGGUCAAAUAGUUUGUAGGCUAAACUUUCAAUAGUUUGUAGGCCAAACUGUUCGGACACCACAUAAGAUUUUGUGAGAAGACAGAUUUUCGUGGAUGUCUCAUGGUCUGAGAAACACAGCUCUAGCUCUGCCACCUUUCACCGCAGAUGCGGAAGGGCGAUAUCGACGGAUGCGAUGGAUUGAGACGCAGCCCAUGCAAAAAAAAACCUAGCCCUAGAGCGACUGAGAGAAAGAUGGAGAUAUCAUGCCGCCUUGUUCCCGACAUCGACAGAUUUCUUUAUACUUAUCAGAUAGGCUACUACUGCUAUACAUAUAUAGGCGUACAGAAGGGGGCUUAUUCGUUAAUUUUCUAUCCAAAUAUUUUUUAUAUAGUUGAGCAUUAUAUUGUUAGAUUAAAGGAGUAACUCUGGUAGGCCUUCCUCACCUCAAGUUCAACUGUCGGAGUCAGUUGGAGUGCCGUUGCGCAUUGCCUUCAUAGGCCUGCAGUAGCUAAGCCUAAUGAUAGCCAUAGCACUCCAAACCUUCACAAAGUUGCUUAACUUUAUUCGGGUAAUACCAAAAGUAAGUCAAGUCAUUGUUUAUAGGGGAAAUACGAACAGGUUAUUUUAUUGUAUUGUGGCAUUCCAAUUAAGUUUAGCAUCUUUCCCUCUUUGGUUUUUCCUUUUCAUGGUUUGAAUGCGAGUAGCAUAGUGGGCCUACUGGUAAUUGUAUUAUAUUGCGGCAAACACAUUACAGCUGGAACUUAAUUUGGACAACGAAAAUGGCUCAACAGAAUAAAACCUUCAAAAACGUUUUUAACAGGCUAGGCCUAUAUUACGGCUAUAACCAUCAAAGGUGAUUGCUUACUGUAGGCCUACCCAAAAAAUGACAGCAAUAGGCUAAUACUAUUUAUUUUACAACAGGCCUACUUUUAACCUUAAACUAAAUACAAAGCACAAAAUGAAAGAGACAACUUGAUUUAGCCAAUGAAAAUGUCUCAACAAAAUAAAAAAUAAAAAUAAAACUUUUUGCAUAGGCUAUUUAAAUAACUGGUUUAGAUUAUUAAAUAGGCCUAUAAUAAUAAUAAUAAUGAUUUACAAUGAUAAUAAGAAUAAUGACUAAACAAUUGAUGAUAAAUAAAUGAAAGGUAGAAAAUUGCAUCAAACCUGAAUAGCGAGUUGCACACAGUCUAUUUGACCACGCCAAUAUUAUUCUCAUCUUUGUCCACUAUAAUAUUAAAACGUCCCUGAGGACAUUCCCCGUGUCGGUUUCUUUUCACUCUACUCUUUCUUCUCCAACUUUGGUUUUACGUCAAUGAAAAAGCACUCUAUCUUCGCAAUCAACAGUAGCCUAGGCCAAGGUCCCUUUUACCUACUCACUCUCUCUCUCUCUUUUGCUCGGGUCUCGGGUCGGAUCUCUGAAUUUCGGGUCUGUUGAAACUGUGAAGACCUCUAAUAUGAACUGGAUUAAAGCAGAGUCUUGCUGACCUUCCACCCAUUCUACCUCCACCCUAUCUCUAUACAGGCCUGGUGUUCUAUGAUACCAAAGUGAUAGUGAUGAACCAGGUGCUGAAUGCCACAGUACAGCGAACUGCAGACCACGCUGCCCCCGAGAUCACGCUGGACCCCCUGGAGAUUGUAGGAGGUGAGCUCAUAGGACAAGCCCAGAGUCCUGUUUUAUGUUCAUUCACGUUAUGCCCUCUACUUUGAGUGUUGAUGGUGUGUGUGUGUUUCUCCAGGAGAGAUCCCUUUGUCAGAGAACACCUACUUUUGCCAGGCGGCACGCCAGCUGGCCUGUGUGCCAUCGUCCCAGCUGUGUGUGAAGCUGGCCAGUGGAGGAGACCCCACCUAUGCCUUCAACAUCCGCUUCACUGGAGAGGAGGUCCACGGCACCAGUUAGUAUCAACCUUCUUCCCCUAACAUUGUCCUCUAGGAAUUAGCUCUAGUGUUUGAUCAGACUGAAGGUGAAACACUGUCUGUUGACCGCUGACCUCUGUGUCUCCCCAGGCGGCUCCUUCCGUCAUUUCCUGUGGCAGGUGUGUAAGGAACUCCAGAGCUCCGCCCUCUCCCUGCUGCUCCCCUGCCCCAGUGUAGCAGCCAACCGCAACAAGGUACUGUACAGUGACACGCCCAUCUGCCUUCUCCCUCAGUAUGCCCUGGUUGCAGCACCCUUUUAACACCAGGGAGAAAAGAAUGUCCAAAUAGUUUGUGUACAUUUGUAUUAAUCCUGCUCCCAACAGUAUAUACUAGGAGUAUAAACCGUGUCUAGAUUGCAAACCAGUUGGGCACUGCAUGGGCAGUGAUCACUGCAUUACUGAAGAGUCUAGAAGAGUCUAACUUGAUUGUGGUGCUUUUGUGCCGUUUUAUUCCAAAGGGGAAGUAUAUUCUGACGCCCUGUCCGAUCAGCUAUGCGGAGGAGCAGCUGUUGCACUUCUUUGGCCAGCUGUUGGGCAUCGCCAUCCGGGCAGACGUGCCCCUGCCCCUGGACCUGCUGGGCUCCUUCUGGAAGGGCCUGGUGGGCGAGCCCCUGGACCCAGAGCAGGACCUGCAGGAGGCCGAUCUGCUCACAUACAACUACGUCAAGAAGAUUGAGAGUGUAAAAGAGAGUCAUAUAGACAGUCAUAUGGGCAGUGUUGUUUUCAUUGAAACAUGUAAUGUAGUGACUCCUCUUUCUGGAAAAAGGACAGGUGUUUUGAAAGCUCUGACCAGAAACAACCAAUCAGUAGCCUAUUGACCAAUCCAUUUCUACUGUAACUCCAUACGGUCACCGCUGACCCUGCUUUCUACAGUUCACAUCCAGACUGUAGUUUCUCCAUUCCGCUGUCCCCCCUUUUCCCCAAGGUCAGUGUUCCAUUGACCUCUACACGACCCUUGCCUUCUGCCCCCCAGGUAAGUGAGGAGGACGAUCUGGAGGCCCUGUGUGCAGAGAUCUCGUCCCAGUACCACUCAGGAGAAAGCCCCGACUCCCCCAGCCGGCCCUGCUGCACUUUCACCUACAUCACAAUGACCGGAGAGGAGGUGGAGCUGUGCCAGGGGGGACACAACCUCAGUGUCAGGUACAGGGACAUUCUGCCUCUAUGGCCAGGGGACUUGCUGAGUUCAUAUGGGUCUCUAUUGAUGUACUCUGUGAUUCCCUUUAGCCAUCAGUUGUUCUCUAAAAAUAAUUUUGCUCAUGUAAUCUACAGUACUUUCUGACUUUGACAGAAUGUGUUAUCUCUGUUUAACCCUCUAGCUGGGAGAAUAAGGAUAUGUAUGCGCGGGCAUUGCGGGGCCUGCGUCUGCAGGAGCUUCAGAAUGUGGAGUGUAUGACAGCGGUGCGAGCUGGCCUGGGCUCCAUCAUCCCCCUGCAGUUGCUCACCAUGCUCAGCCCCUUGGAGGUGGAGCUACGAACCUGUGGCCUACCCUACAUCAACCUGGAGUUCCUCAAGGUAGCUAACGCAUACACCCCACACCCUGCCACCUCAAACCUACUGUACACAUCCCCUUCUAAAACCCUAGGACACUCCAAUCAUCACUCCACCAUCCUCAUCCUGAUCCACCACUAAGAAUGAAUAGUCACAGCCAGGGCUCUAAAGUGCGACCAGUUUGGUUGCAUAUGCGACACAAUAUUUUGCUGUGCGACCUGUAGUUUUACUUUGGGACACCAGUGCGACUUACAGAAAAUCCAAUACAAAAUUAAAUGCGUAACAAUAUUUCGCCGCAACACUCUUCUCUAAACGGUUCAAAAAAGACAGGCUGCCUCCCAUGGCUGCUUGCUUCCAGUGCCCAGGCCACACACACAAGCCUCGCCCCAUGGCACCCAAGCAGGCAGCACACAGUUCCUCCACACUGUUUAUUCUCUCAGCAUGCUGUCAAUUCAUGCACUCAAUAUAUUCUUCCAAAACAAGAAUGAUGCUGCUUUCCACGUUGCUUCUAAAUAUGAAUCCACGUUUUCUCUAUUAUACUUUUCAUUUGUGUGUCUUGCUCUCUGCAAAAUGCGAGUUAGUCUAAGGAAGUUGGCAUGUGCCAAAAAUAAUGCUAAUCGCUAAUGCUUAUCGCUAACUAACUAGUGGCUAGCUAAAUGCCAUUUAGCUAAAUGCACUAGCUAGUACAAAGCAAAUGUUAGCUCUAAUACGGGUUGCUACUGGUGGUGGUGUAGAUCAGCAUGUUUGUGCAACGGCAUGUUCUGAAUCCGAUAGCCUAUUCUAAAUUGUUUGUCUAAAUGCAACAUCUAUUCAAAUGUGUUUAGAGCCCCCUGGGAAACACUGACCAACACUUUAUGUUCCUACCUUACCCUCCUACCUGACUUUUUCAUUUGUUGUCAUGCCAAACAACACCAACCAUGGAAUUAGAAUAAUCAUUCUGUUUCUAUGAUUUCAACAGUUCACCUAAGUGUUUUGAUCUAUAUCGCAAAUCAAAUUGCAAUAUUUGGUUAAAGAAAUCACAAUUCUAUUUUUUGCCCAUAUCGUGCAGCCCUGGUAAGUUGACCAGUAUAUGCUAACUUUUGGUGGCACAGAAAGAAAGGAAAAGUGAUAUUUUCCUCAGGAGAUGUGCUUCAAAAGUAAGUAGGAUUCAUAUAGGCCCAAUGUAGGCUGUAUCUCAAUCAAUUAAAACAUAUAUUUUUAUAGUGCUCCUAAAUUCUCUAAGGUAGGAGCACCAGUGCUACAAUAUUUUGUAUUUUAUUUAAUUUUCUGUUCACAGUAUAGAGUAAUGAGAAGAAUCACUAUAUUUUUGCAGAGCAGUAAUAGUGAAUGUCUUUAUCAUUGUCACUCUUUUGCCUCAACCCCUGUUACCUCUCCGUCUGUAGGCCCACACCAUGUACCAGGUGGGUCUGAUGGAGACAGACCAGCACAUUGAGUUCUUCUGGACUGCCCUGGAGAUGUUCACCCAGGAGGAGCUCUGCAAGUUCAUCAAGUUUGCCUGUAACCAGGAGCGCAUCCCCUUUACCUGCCCCUGCAAGGACGGGGGCCCGGACACCGCCCACGUACCCCCCUACCCCAUGAAGAUCGCCCCUCCGGACGGGGCAGCAGGUAAGUGCCGGGAAAAGUCAGUGUGUGGUGUGUGUGUCAUAGAGAGAGAGAAGGUGUAGUGGGACAACAGACAUACAAGUCAAAGCCACGUGUGUUGCUAUCUGCUUGUUGUCCUCAAACACUGUCUUCAAACCUUGGACAUAUUGAACAUUUUGUUUGCUAUUUUUACCCUUCCUGGAUUUAUUAUGUCUGUAAAUUAGUAGGGGUUGUUCUAUGGGGAAAAGAUACAGAGCGCUUUUCUUAAAACUAAUUACGUCCGACCUCUGCUGUGUGUGUUAGGCCUACUGUAUAGCCUUAAAAUAAGGGAACUGUUUAUCAGCUUGUAGUUUAUCAAACUCCCAAAAACAUUUUAUACCCAUGUCAGACUCCAAUAACAACAGUAUGAACAGUAAAUUUUGAUUAGAGCACAUGUAGCUUCCAUAGAUUAGAGGUAGGUGUCCCUAAACAAGAUAGCCUGCUUCUGUUCCAGGCAAUAACAAUCAGACUAUGGGCCAUUAUUACGUUUACAUUUUAGUCAUUUAGCAGACACUCUUAUCCAGAGCGACUUACAGUUAGUGCAUACAUUAUAUAUUUUUCCCCCCUGUGGGAAUCGAACCCACAACCCUGGCAUUGCAAACGCCAUGCUCUACCAACUGAGCUACAUCCCCUGCCGGCCAUUCCCUCCCCUACCCUGGACGACGCUGGGCCAAUUGUGCGCCGCCCCAUGGGUCUCCCGGUCGCGGCCGGCUACGACAGAGCCUGGAUUCGAACCAGGAUCUCUAGUGGCACAGCUAGCACUGCGAUGCAGUGCCUUAGACCACUGCGCCACUCGGGAGAACAUGGGAUUGAUUGAAAAUAACUUUCUAGACUGUACAUAAUACUCUACGCAGAGCUUAAUUUGAAUAUGGUAGAAGUGCACUUGAGAUGUUUAAUGUUUUAAAGGUUAUAUUAUACGUGACAUUUCCACCUGCAAAAUCUAUGAAGAAAUAUAGUUUAUGCCUAAAAUAUUACAUGUCGCUCCUUUAAUGUUUUUAGAUGCUUUUUCUUCCUGCAGUAUGUUUACCUAUUUGUGUGUUUUCCAGGUUCGCCAGACUCCCGCUACAUCCGGGUAGAGACCUGCAUGUUUAUGGUGAAGCUUCCCCAGUACAGCUCCCUGGAUGUGAUGCUGGAGAAGCUGCGCUAUGCCGUCCACUACCGUGAAGACCCUCUCAGCGGCUAA
Messenger RNA from Coregonus sp. 'balchen', 37895 nucleotides. Lineage: Eukaryota; Metazoa; Chordata; Actinopteri; Salmoniformes; Salmonidae. The record is from the annotation of a GenBank genome assembly.